Saccoglossus kowalevskii is the source of this 1693-nucleotide messenger RNA. Its product is annotated as beta-1,4-galactosyltransferase 7-like. Gene Ontology annotation, cellular component: Golgi apparatus. Gene Ontology annotation, biological process: carbohydrate metabolic process; proteoglycan biosynthetic process. NCBI's taxonomy places the organism in Eukaryota, Metazoa, Hemichordata, Enteropneusta, Harrimaniidae. The record is from RefSeq and is a predicted model, not a curated record. Gene Ontology annotation, molecular function: xylosylprotein 4-beta-galactosyltransferase activity.
GCAGAUGGGAUCCUGUGGACGGUGCAGUGUUGGAGGGGUGAAACGUCGUGGACAUCAUAUUUUCAGAAUUGUUCUUAAAAUGGAUAAAGUAACUAUCCCUGCGUUUGAGCGGAACAUGGAGUGUUGUUGAUGCAGCUCGCAUGACGCCGCUGACGAGUUGGCGACAAGGGAUAGGAAGGGAGCUCUAAAGAAAAGGCGAUACAGUCCUGUGGCGGUACCAUACGUAGGACUACGAAGCCCAUCUAUACGUGCAAAAGAUAUCAUAAUGCUUUCAAUGAUUUAAGUACAAUGAGUAUUGUUGAGAAAAGGAUGUGACACAUGUGGAAUAAAAACAGUACCACCGGCACCGUGACUGAUCCGAAACUCUGAGUCUCUGUACCUCAAGUGGCCCACGUCGUGCCAUCUGUAGAACUUGUUCGCGUAUGUUAUACCCACAACUUUGUAUUUGUUUAAUCGUGUGUAAUGUGGACAGGAAAGGAACUCAUGGCACGUCUAUCAAUUACAAGAACUUUACUAUUCAUGGUUGCCGUGUCAUUCCUUACCACUGUAUACAUUAUGGUGUCUUACAAUAACUGUGAAUGUGCAUUCCCAAGCUAUAAAUUACCAGCGCCAGGAACAUACAGACGAGACGACCAUGAAGACAAUCCUUUGCCUAAUAUCGUAAAACCAGGUGAUGAAAUCCCAAUUGAUAAUAAUAAUAAUAAUAAUCAUGAUGAUAUAGGACAUGAUAGAAAUUAUCGAGAGGAUGAUCAUGAUGAUGACGAAGAUGGAGGUGAUGAUGGAGACGAUAUGGAAUAUAAAACUAAGCACAAAUUGGGAAUUAUAGUGCCGUUUAGAGACAGACUUGAAGAACUUCUUGAAUUUGUUCCGUAUAUGCAUGAAUUCUUGGCACAACAAAAUGUCCAGUAUCAUAUUUAUGUUAUCCAUCAAGUUGAUUCACACAGAUUCAAUAGGGCGUCUCUUUUAAAUGUUGGUUUUCUUCAUAGCAAGUUAGACUGUGACUACUUAGUGAUGCAUGAUGUUGACCUUUUACCUGUGAACCCUGACCUCCAUUACAAGUACAGUAUGGUUGAAAUAGGACCACAUCACAUAUCUUCACCUGAACUCCAUCCUAAGUAUCAUUAUAAAACUUUUGUUGGAGGAAUUCUGAUGAUGAAAAAUGAACAUUUUGAACUGACUAAUGGUCUUUCUAAUAAGUACUGGGGAUGGGGUAGGGAGGAUGAUGAGUUCUACGUAAGAAUGAGAGAAGCUAAUUUACAGAUCACAUAUCCACAAGACAUUGAUACAGGCUAUGAGUCGUUUAGACAUAUACACAGUUCCAAACGAGAUCGUGAUAAAAAACGAUAUUUUAAUCAAAAAGAGGAAUCUAGACGAAGAGAUCGAAUUACAGGAUUAGACACCGUCAGGUACGAAUUAGUAAGUAAACAUGAAAUGCAUAUAGACGGCGCACCCAUUACAAUGAUUAAUGUUAUAUUGGAUUGUGACAAAACUGUUACUCCAUGGUGUGACGUUCCAGAACAAGUAUAAAAGAUGAUUUUUAAACAUUUAAAUUUUUAAAAAUAUAAUUUUAGCAAAAGAAUCGUGUAAUUUCAUGAUCAAUGAUUGGCAUGUUUAAGAAAUUUUUCCAUGACAAAGUGUUGUUAAAUAAAUUCUCUUUUUAAAUAAAAUAAAACUUAGAUAUUUGUGAUUUGCC